Sander lucioperca (pikeperch) is the source of this 1480-nucleotide messenger RNA. RefSeq names its product tumor protein p63 regulated 1 (gene tprg1). Lineage: Eukaryota; Metazoa; Chordata; Actinopteri; Perciformes; Percidae. The record is from RefSeq and is a predicted model, not a curated record. The transcript is spliced from 6 exons. Gene Ontology annotation, cellular component: cytoplasm. Bases 129 to 1067 code for a protein of 312 amino acids.
GUGCACGCCCAUUAAACAAACUCGGAACAAGGAAGUGAUGCACCUGUUGCUACUGCCUCUUUAAUCUACUGUACAUUUUACCACCUUCUGUAACAUCGAUAAUUAGUGAGGUUUUGUGAAGCCCCAUCAUGAUGGCAGAAGCUGAGGAGGAAGGUGCGCCAAGUAAGGAGCAGAAGCAUCAGCUCAGCUCUUCUCCCGGCGGCCCGGAGGACACUCAGCCUGCUGCCUCCACAGAGUGCACGGAGGAGCGGGCAGAGCACACUCAGCCUGCUGCCCCCGCGGAGGGCACGGAGAAGCGGGCAGAGCACACUCAGCCUCCUGCCCCCGCGGAGGGUACGGAGGAGCGGGCAGCAGCAGGGGUGAUCGGAGAGGCCCGCCUCCAGCAUAGUGACUACUCUGUGGAGUCACCUCUGGUCCAGUUUAAGAUCAGGAGGUUCUUUGUGUUGAGGCCUGGCACUCUGAAUCAGGCCAUCAAAGACGUUGAAGCUCUGGUGGAUCAAGAAGUAGAUGGCAGCGUUCACAGCCUUUGGCUGAUGGCAGAGGUGGAUCACUGGAACAAUGAAAAAGAGCGUCUUGUUCUCAUCACAGACAACUCACUCCUGGUCUUCAAGUACGACUUUGUCAUGUUCAACUGUGAGCAAAUCCAGAGGAUCCCACUGAACCUUGUGGACCGCAUCUCCUGUGGCAAAUUCAGCUUCCCAAAGCGCGCUCUCAUUGCGAGAGAGGGGGAGGGGGUGCGAGUCUUCUGGGACCGGCUAAGAGAGCCCUCCUUUACCUCCAGGUGGAACCCCUUCGCCACGGACUUCCCCUUCAUCACCUUCACCCACCACCCUGUGAGGAACGUCAGUGACACAUUCGCUGCUCUCUGCGACAUCCAGAAGUUCCGUGAGCAGCUCAAGGAUGCAGCGCAGAAAGUCCACGCCAUGAGGCCGGUUCCUGGGAAGGCCAACGGCGUCCUGGUCCUGAAUCAGCCCAUCCACAUCGAGGCGUUCGUGGGCCUCAUGUCUUUCCUCGGGAACCAGAACAAACUGGGAUACUGCGUGGCUCGAGGAAAUAUCGGCUUCUAACCUUUCUGCAUUUAUACACUGUAGUAGUUUUAUUUUCGUUCAAAUUGAUUGCUCAGAUUUGUAAAUCUUGAAUUCAUGUUGAUACGUUUGUUUACAUUCAAAUUUUACAAGGAUCACCAAAGAGUAGGGCUGGGUAUAAAAAAAUCGAUUUUCCGAUUUAAAUUGAUUUACAUUUGAAUGAUCCAAUAUCGAGUCAUGAAGUCCAGAAUUGAUCUCUGUCUGUGUCAUAUGAUAAUGAAAGAUAGGCUACAUUUUGGCGAGGGUAAAACUAACACGGCCAUUUUAAAAGGGGUCCCUUGACCUCUCAACUCAAGAUAUCUAAAUGAAAUGUCACUCAAUCCUCACUGACUAUAGAGUCUGUAGAGCUGCACUUUACUGUGUGUUCAUGUUACAUAAAAAGGACUUUAAUGUAA